AUAGUUCUUCUCUCUUGCCGUGAGUAUUUAAAUACACAGUUACAUACACAUUUAUAUCCAUCUCUUCUCUCCUUAUAUAUAUAUAUAUAUAUAUAGCAUUCUCUUUAGUCUUUCACUCAAGUCCUAUAUAUAAGUAGUACUCUUUGGAAGUAACUACCUCUAUGCCUUUGUAAAUUCACACUCACUCCCUCAACUUCAUCAGCAAAACCAGAAAACACAGCAGUGUGGCAGAGACAUAUAUCCCUUCCCAGACUCAAACCAAUCACUAGUUAGUUAAAUAACGGUUUUUCCUCUUCACAUAUAUUUUAACUUUCUUCUCUCUUCACUCUUUUCUAUUAUAUAUGCCAUCUCAGUCUCACCACCACCACCACAACCACCACCACCACCGUCGCGGCGGCAAUUAAAGAGGCUACUUUUUUUUGGCCAUAUAAAGAAAGAUGAUAAGCUGGGGAGAUCUAUACACCGUGUUAACGGCGGUGAUUCCGCUGUACGUGGCUAUGAUCCUAGCGUACGGCUCUGUCCGGUGGUGGAAGAUUUUCUCCCCGGACCAGUGCUCCGGCAUAAACCGUUUCGUGGCGAUCUUCGCUGUGCCGCUGCUCUCCUUCCACUUCAUCUCCACCAACAACCCGUACACCAUGAACCUCCGGUUCAUCGCCGCCGACACGCUGCAGAAGGUGAUCAUGCUGUUCGCACUCACAAUCUGGACCAAUUUCACCGCCAACGGCAGCCUGGAGUGGAUGAUCACCAUCUUCUCCCUGUCCACAUUGCCCAACACGCUUGUCAUGGGAAUUCCACUCCUCAUCGCCAUGUACGGCGAAUACUCCGGCGAGCUUAUGGUCCAGGUGGUGGUCCUCCAGUGCAUCAUUUGGUACACGCUGCUCCUCUUCCUCUUCGAGUACCGUGGCGCGAAGCUUCUGAUCAUGGAGCAAUUCCCGGAAACUGCAGCUUCCAUUGUCUCCUUCAAGGUCGACUCCGAUGUCGUUUCCCUUGACGGUAGAGACUUUCUCGAGACUGACGCGGAGGUUGGCGACGACGGCAAGCUCCACGUCACCGUGAGAAAGUCCAACGCGUCGAGGAGGUCGUUCAUGAUGAAUACACCGCGGCCGUCGAAUCUCACCGGAGCUGAGAUAUACAGCCUCAGCUCCUCCCGGAACCCCACGCCGCGAGGUUCCAAUUUUAACCACGCAGAUUUCUACUCCAUGAUGGGGUACGCGCCGCGGCACUCGAACUUCGCCGCCGGCGAUGUUUACUCCGCCGCGUCAAAAGGCCCCACGCCGCGGCCGUCCAAUUUCGAGGAGAAUUGUGGCGCGAGCUCGCCGAGAUUCGGGUUCUACCCGGCACCAUCGCAGACAGUUCCGCCGCCGACGUCUUACCCGGCUCCGAACCCAGAACUUAUCUCCACCGGGUUGACAAAGAGUGUGAGCAAGAAUUCUCAGUCACAGUUACAGUCAUCACAGUCACAGCAGUUGAUUCAGCCUAAUCAACCACCAUCCACAAACGGCGCUAAAUUGAGCCACGACGCGAAAGAACUCCACAUGUUUGUGUGGAGCUCUAGCGCGUCACCGGUCUCUGACGUGUUUGGAGGCGGUGAUUACGGACCGUCCGAUCAAUCCGGACGGUCUGAACAGGGUGCCAAGGAGAUUAGAAUGUUGGUUCCUGAUGAACAACCUCAGAAUGGGGUUACUAAUAAAGCUAUGGCUGAGCCAGAAUUUGGAGGAGAUGAUUUAAAAUUUGCUGUUAAAGAAGGAGAACAAGCUGAGGAUCACUUAGAUGGAGAGAAAGGGGGACCCACUGGGCUGAACAAGCUAGGUUCAAGUUCCACGGCGGAGCUCCACCCGAAUGCUGCCGGAGCUGCCGGCGUGAAACACAUGCCUCCGGCGAGUGUUAUGACCCGCCUCAUAUUGAUCAUGGUGUGGAGGAAGCUAAUCAGAAACCCCAACACAUACUCUAGCCUCAUUGGUGUCAUUUGGUCCCUUGUGGCAUUUAGGUGGCAUGUGCGUAUGCCGAAAAUAAUACAGCAAUCAAUCUCCAUACUGUCUGAUGCUGGUCUUGGAAUGGCUAUGUUUAGCUUAGGCUUGUUUAUGGCUCUUCAACCCAAGAUGAUUGCAUGUGGGAACUCAGUGGCUACAUUUGCUAUGGCUGUUCGAUUUCUUACAGGUCCUGCAGUUAUGGCAGCAGCUUCCAUUGCUGUUGGCCUGCGUGGCACCCUCUUACGUAUAGCUAUUGUUCAGGCUGCACUUCCUCAAGGAAUUGUUCCAUUUGUGUUUGCCAAGGAGUACAAUGUCCAUCCGGCCAUUCUUAGCACAGGGGUUAUAUUUGGGAUGUUGAUAGCUCUACCAAUUACACUAGUGUACUACAUAUUACUUGGUUUGUAAGAUAUCUAUAUUGCAGUAGCCAACAUACGGAGACAGAUUGAAUGCGCUUUUGAACUUUUAUACUUUGGGAGUAAGCACUAAGCAUGCAUUCUUGAUGACCACAAUUGAUUGAGCUGCUAUUAGCAACCAUGAGAAUUUCCAAAAGUUUUGGGAAAUUCAGAAUAUUUGACUGAUUGGUCCAAAUUCUCAAAGUUCCAAACUGACGCAAGUUUCAAGAACUUGAGAGAAAGGAAAAUACAGCUUGUGGGAGACAAAGCAGAGGAAAACAGGGGAAAGCUAGCUGCAUGGGUAGAGAGAUUCAAUGAAAUCUUGGAUUGGUCCCUCGUUAUCUGCAUUGUAAAGUAUUAUUAGAAGGUCAAGUUUGUGUUUUUUAGUAACAAAGACGGUUUAGAAAUGGGUAGGGAGAUGAUGAAAUUGGAAUAUAUGAGGAACUUUUUGUUUAUUUUAUUCUUCAAUUUUAUAUUAUUAUUGUUUGUGA
This is a messenger RNA of Lotus japonicus, 2853 nucleotides long. Its product is annotated as auxin efflux carrier component 4-like. Bases 438 to 2375 code for a protein of 645 amino acids. Gene Ontology annotation, molecular function: auxin efflux transmembrane transporter activity. Gene Ontology annotation, cellular component: plasma membrane; endoplasmic reticulum. The record is from RefSeq and is a predicted model, not a curated record. Gene Ontology annotation, biological process: auxin export across the plasma membrane; auxin polar transport. The transcript has 6 exons. Lineage: Eukaryota; Viridiplantae; Streptophyta; Magnoliopsida; Fabales; Fabaceae.